AAAUGAAGGUCGGAAGCUACCCCGUAAUUACUAAUUACUUAAUUAGGAGAGAGAGACACAGAGGGGAGGGAGGAGAGAGAGAAGGGUUCUAUUGCAGAAGAAGAUAAGGCCGUCUCUGAGGUAUCGACCAAGAUAGUUGCAGAGGGAUCAAUUGAAAUCCUAGGGUCCCUUUUCGGAUUGCGCCCCGUUAGAUUGGACGGGGAUUUAUCUAUGGCGUCCCAGUUGAUCCGUGAAUGGAGCGGCAUUCAGCAGUUUCCAGCGGCGACACAGGCCAAAUUGCUUGAAUUAUUGGGAAAGCUGAAGCAGGAGAAUGUGAGCACGUUGACCAUUCUAGUGAUGGGGAAAGGUGGUGUUGGGAAAUCUUCAACUGUGAACUCAAUUACAGGAGAGAGAGCAGUUGCAGUCAGUGCUUUUCAGUCUGAGGGACCAAGACCUGUGAUGGUUUCACGCUCGAGGGCAGGAUUUACGUUGAACGUUAUUGACACUCCAGGCCUUGUAGAAGGGGGAUAUGUGAAUGAUCAGGCACUGGAUAUGAUAAAACGAUUCCUUUUGAACAAGACAAUAGAUGUUCUACUAUAUGUGGAUCGCCUGGAUGCAUAUAGGGUAGAUAAUUUGGAUAGGCAGGUUAUCAAAGCCAUAACAGAUAGUUUUGGUAAGGAGAUAUGGAGUAGAGCUUUGGUUGUCCUCACACAUGCUCAGCUGUCACCCCCAGAUGGACUGCAGUAUGACGAUUUUUUCUCCAGAAGGUCGGAGGCUCUUCUAAAAGUUAUUCGUUUGGGAGCCCGGAUACGUAAACAAGAUUUCCAGGGUACUGCUAUUCCUGUUGUUUUGGUUGAGAACAGUGGGAGAUGUACCAAGAAUGAAAGUGAUGAGAAGAUAAUUCCAAAUGGGAUUGCUUGGAUUCCCAAUUUAGUUGAAACAAUCACGCAUGUUGUAUCUAAUGGGAGCAAGGCCAUUUUGGUCGACAAGAAGUUGAUUGAAGGGCCGAACCCAGAUGCAAGAGGGAAGAUCUUGAUUCCUUUUAUUUUAGCAUUCCAAUAUUUCUUUGUGAUAAAGCAGAUACAACGAGCAAUCAAAGACGAUAUUGCAAGUGAGAGUAAACCAUCCUGGGAGCUGCGGGAUAUGGGUUCGGCUAGCCGCAAGUUCUGAUUUGGCAAUGAAUCUUCAUCGUUGUGAAAUAUUCUGAAUGUUCAUUGUGGUUUUGGUUUGUUGAUCACACCUGUUUAUUUUCUGGUCUUUUUGUUUGAGGUAGGACAUUGAUGUUGUAGUCUGCAGUAGCUUUAACCUGCGGCAGAUGGAUUUCCCCGUGUUUUGAGAGGACUGAUUUUGCUGUAAUAGUUCUUGUUAUGUGCUUCCAUUUUUGCUACCGACAUCUCAACUUCACUUCCUCAUUUGUGUCUCA
Molecule: messenger RNA, 1402 nt
Organism: Malania oleifera
Lineage: Eukaryota; Viridiplantae; Streptophyta; Magnoliopsida; Santalales; Ximeniaceae
Product: translocase of chloroplast 34, chloroplastic-like
Exons: 8
Coding region: 211-1149 (312 amino acids)
Biological process (GO): intracellular protein transport
Cellular component (GO): chloroplast outer membrane
Molecular function (GO): GTP binding; protein-transporting ATPase activity
Source: RefSeq, a predicted model, not a curated record